AUGAAUCUAUAUCGAAGAAUAGGAACACCUCAAAGGCUGGUCAAGGACGGUCCGAGUAACACGAAGUCUGUGAAACGACAAGUAAAAUUCCACGGAGGCCUCUCAUCUAUGCACGUGUAUUGGCGCACAAAGCGAGGAGUUCGUAACACAUUUACUUCUCUUAGCCGUAUAUUUAGAAAAGACCAAGAAUGUCUCCCGCAACCCAAAGAGGAGAGCCCCGAGGAGCACAAGAGAGAGCAACAGCUUGGCGUGCAAUCCAUGGACAUCGUAUACAACCGAGCCUUGGUUACUACGGGUCUACACGACAGAGUACUCGUAAGCCAGGCGCAAAUACAUGAAAUUAGCGUUCUCGGAAAUAAUUGUAAGGCACACGGGGUACAUCUUGUAAGCAUCGAGUCCUUAGGCCACGCCUUGGACUUUUUGGAAAUGGUCAGUCUUGAUCGCUGCGCCAGUUCACUCCCUUUAGAGACUUGCCGAUGCGUCUCGACGGCCGACCAAUACACAGACACGUAG
Messenger RNA from Daldinia vernicosa, 513 nucleotides. RefSeq lists its product as uncharacterized. The transcript is spliced from 2 exons. Lineage: Eukaryota; Fungi; Ascomycota; Sordariomycetes; Xylariales; Hypoxylaceae. The record is from RefSeq and is a predicted model, not a curated record. Bases 1 to 513 code for a protein of 170 amino acids.